AUGUGGCCCCCCGAGCCGGAGGCCGAGCCCGCCGGCCGCUCCGGCGCGGGCGUCCCGGGGCUGCGGGCGCUGCUGCCCGCGCGCUCCUUCCUGUGCUCGCCCAAAGGGCGCCUCCUGCUGGCCGAGUCGGGUCUCUCCUUCAUCACCUUUGUCUGCUAUGUGGCCUCCUCGGCUUCCACCUUCCUCACAGCACCCCUGCUGGAGUUCCUGCUGGCCCUGUGCUUCCUCUUCGCUGAUGCUAUGCAGCUGAAUGACAAAUGGCAGGGCCUCUGCUGGCCCAUGAUGGACUUCCUGCGCUGCGUCACCGCAGCCCUGAUCUACUUCGCCAUCUCCAUCACAGCUGUCGCCAAAUACUCAGAUGGGGCUUCCAAAGCAGCUGGGGUCUUCGGCUUCUUUGCCACUAUCGUGUUUGCCAUCGAUUUCUACCUAAUCUUUAAUGAAGUGGCCAAAUUCCUCAAACAGGAGGACUCUGCGGAGGAGACCACAGCCAACAAGGCAGAAGAGGACGACUCCGAUUCUGACUCCGAUUGAGGCCUGGCCCAGCCUUGCAGCCUUUCACUCCUGCCCCACACCCGCCGGCCAGAGUGUGGCAGGGAUCUUGUGUGUUAAAUGAAGCUCUGUGAGGGAAGCUGCAGAGGAGCGGGCUUCCUCUCAGCCUCUACAGACAUUUCUGAGCCCCGUGCCCAAAACCAUUCCUCCCACCCCCCGCUUAGCACUCUAACCAUGCUGCACAGGGCAUCACGAAUGCUCUGCUCUUCUCCUCACCUGUCCCACAGAACUUAAGGCCUUGUGCCCUCUCUGC
Molecule: messenger RNA, 802 nt
Organism: Suncus etruscus (white-toothed pygmy shrew)
Lineage: Eukaryota; Metazoa; Chordata; Mammalia; Eulipotyphla; Soricidae
Gene: CMTM3
Product: CKLF like MARVEL transmembrane domain containing 3
Exons: 5
Coding region: 1-531 (176 amino acids)
Cellular component (GO): membrane
Source: RefSeq, a predicted model, not a curated record